Messenger RNA from Magnolia sinica, 3777 nucleotides. Its product is annotated as pentatricopeptide repeat-containing protein At1g43980, mitochondrial. Bases 70 to 2166 code for a protein of 698 amino acids. The record is from RefSeq and is a predicted model, not a curated record. NCBI's taxonomy places the organism in Eukaryota, Viridiplantae, Streptophyta, Magnoliopsida, Magnoliales, Magnoliaceae. Gene Ontology annotation, biological process: RNA modification. Gene Ontology annotation, molecular function: protein binding; RNA binding. The transcript is spliced from 2 exons.
CUACCGUAUACUCUUCCAAUUUAAAAUAAAGAUCGAAAGAGGAGGGAAAGCGAACAGCCGCAACGUUAUAUGAUCUGGGCUUUGUUCCUUUCCAAAGAAUCAAAUAUUCAAAUCCAAAAUCUCUCAAAAGUUAGUUGCCAAGAUGAAAGAAGAAGACAUGAAAUUCUCACAACCAUGAUUUCUUACACCAUAAAAACCACAGCAAGAAGAAGAAAAUUCACUCCCUCUUUCUCCUUUGCACAGAACUUGCAUAGAUCCUUUUCCCAAACUAACCCUUCCGUUUCUUUAUAUUCCAAUCUCAUAACACACUGCCUCUCCUUAAAAUCCCUGACUUUCGCUGAAUCCAUCCAUGCCCGUUUGGUGAAGAUUGGGUUCCACCGCAACACCUUUCUGGGCAAUCGUCUUGUAGAUCUUUAUUCCCGAUUCGGUGACAUGGGCAGUUCCUCCCAAGCAUUUCAUGACAUACCCAACAAAAAUUCCUUUACUUGGAACCUUUUAGUUAUGGGAUACUUUAAAAUUGGCUGCUUGGAAAGUGCCAGCCAGUUGUUUGACGAAAUGCCUGAACGAGACAUUGUCAGCUGGAAUUCGAUGAUUUCGGGGUAUGCGUUGAAUGGGCUCAUGGAAUAUGCACUUUUGGUUUUCUUGGAGAUGCAGGAGGCUGGACUGAGACCCAAUGGAUUCACAUUCUCGAUUGUUGUCUCCUGUGUCAACUCUUCUCGUCAUGGCAAAGAAAUUCAUGGAAGCAUAAUUCGGAGUGGUCUGAACUCGACAAAUGUUGUUCUUGGUAAUUCUUUAAUUGAUAUGUAUGGGAAUCUUGGGCUUGUGGAUUAUGCUGUGUGUGCGUUCCUUUUGAUGGAGGAAUUGGAUGUUAUUUCUUGGAACUCUAUGAUUUCUGCAUGUAAGAAAUCUGGUUAUUGGGAAUGGGCUCUGGAUCAUUUUGGUUUGAUGAGGGUCACUGGAUUUCUGCCUGAUCAGUUUACUGUGUCAACAAUGGUUACUGUUUGUGCUAAUUUGCGGGAUUUGGAAAACGGUAAGAAAGUUUUUGCUCAGUGCAUCAGGAUGGGAUUUCUUUCUAAUUCGAUAGUUUCAAGUGCUGUUAUUGAUAUGUUUUCCAAAUGCGACAGAUUAGAGGAUUCAGUUCGGCUCUUUGAAGAAAUGCAUCGUUGGGAUUCAGCCCUUUGCAAUUCCAUGAUUUCAGGUUAUUCAAGACAUGGCUUUGCGGGUGAUGCUCUGUGGCUCUUCUUACUUACCUUGAGGGAGAACUUGAGGCCAACGGAGUUUACCUUCGUGAGCAUUCUGAGCUCUGCUUCGUGUCUUGUUCCAGCAGAGCAAGGUACUCAAAUCCAUUCUUUAGUCAUUAAAUCUGGUUCAGACUCGGACGUGAUUGUUGGUAGUUCGCUUGUGGACAUGUAUUCGAAAUCCGGUCUUGUUGAUGCUGCCAUGAAAAUCUUCUCUAAAAUGGUUAUAAGAGACUUGGUCUCUUGGAACACCAUGAUCAUGGGCUUUGCUCGCAAUGGUCGAGGGGUUGAAGCUCUACAAAUCUUUGGAGAACUGUGCAAGUGGGGCCCACCGCCAGAUCGGAUAACCCUAGCGGGUGUUCUAUUAGCAUGUAGUUAUGGAGGCUUGGUUGAUGAAGGGUUGAGUAUAUUUUCAUUGAUGCAGGAGAAAUAUGGAGUUAUGCAUGGAGUAGAGCAUUAUACUUGCAUGGUGGACAUGUUGGGGCGAGCAGGGAAGCUUAUGGAGGCAAUGGAGACAAUAGAAACCAUGCCCCAUGUGCCUACUGCUUCGAUCUGGGGGGUGCUUCUUGGAGCUUGUAUGAUUCAUGGGGAUGUGGAGCUUGCAGAAAGAGUUGCCGAGAGGGUGAUGGAGUUGGAACCACACACCUCUCUUCCUUACUUGGUGUUGGGUCGAAUGCAUGCGUCAAGGGGUAGGUGGGAGAGCAUGGCUCGAGUAACAAAGGCCAUGAAAGAGAGAGGUGUGAAGAAGGCAACUGGAUGCAGUUGGAUUGGGAUCAAGAAUAAUAUCUUUGUUUUUAGGGCUAAUGAAAUACUGCAUUGUGGAGGGGAAGCUAUGUACUCAAUGUUGAGGCUUCUGGCCUGGGAGAUGCUUGAUGAGGGAUACAAAUCUCAACAAUAUGCAUUGGUUGGGGAUGGAGGGGAGGAGUGAAGUAGAAAAGAAUAUGAACUUCAAAAAAAUUUCAGGGGGCAUGUGCAUGGAGAUCCUUACAGUCCACAGCAUUGUUCUAUCUUGGCUGCUACUGGUUUGUGGCAGCCAUUAGUAUCAAAGAGGAGGAAAUUGGAAGAGAGCUGGAAAAGUUAAUUCUUUUUGCAAGCCAAUUCAAGAUUUGGAAAAUUUGGGUCAUUUGCCUAACCUAUAUUAGGUUUCUUGGACAUUUCAAGAAAAGCUUGGUAACAUGGUGGGGAGUUAGGGUCAGGACUAAUGUAAGAAAGGAGGAUAUUGCACACGAGCUUGCCUUAUCCCUUUGUUGGGAGAUUUGCAAAGCAAAGACUAGCCAUACCUUUACAACUUGGCUGCACCAUCACAGAAUUCAGAGCAGCAUCAUUUUAAGGGAAUGAAAACAUUCUAAAACUCCUGUUGUAGGAUGAGUGUGCAACACCCGAGCUCCAUGGGCCCACUGUGAUGUGUGUGGCAUCCACUCCUUCCAUCAGUUGCUACACCACAUGUUAUGACCUGAGCCGAAAAAUCUGGCCCAUUGAAAACUCAGGUAGGCCACACCACAUGAACAGUGGGGCUUGAGAUGCCCACCAUGGGAAGCUUACUGCAGUCACCAUGUUGUUUAUAUUCCAUCCAAGCAAUCAAGUGAGCCCCACCAAUAUGAAGAGAAUUCUCAACAAUCGGCUUUAUCUGAGACUUAGGCAGGCUACACCAGUGAACAUGAGGUGCCACAACUGAUAGAAUGAAUGGAUGUCACACGCAUAUUAUGGUGGGCUCCACAGGGCUCUGGUGUUGCAUGUGCAUCCUACAACAGGUGCUGUAGAGGAUUGUGGCUCAAUUUCAGGGGUUCUCCAUUACAAACUUCAAUUAUGAUCAGUGUUGGUGACCAAUAGUGAAACGAUGCAUGACAAAGUAAGAGUGGGGUAGAAGUACUUGUUAACCAUUUUUGGAGAUUAAAUUUCUAUGCAUCUUCACAAGACCAUCUGGGUUCUUGUGUUCUUGGCCUCAUUUUACAAGAAAGCAAGGGGGGAAUUCAUACAACUUCCUCCGGUCCUUCCAGUUGGAGAGAUCUUGUAGUCACAGAAUACAGAGCUCAUAGGAAAGUUUUGGGAUUUUAUUUUAUAGAGUCCUAAGGGCAGUUGAUUGUUGAAGGAGAGUCAAACAACAACAUUUUUGGGGUCUACCAAUGAGCUAUUCGAGCUGUCCAAAUCCGCUUUCAUCUUUGAUGAAAUUUGCAAUUUUGUGUGUUGGCUAAACAUUUCAUUUCCAAGGUGAGAAGAAAGGCAAAUGAACUCUCUGGCCAAAGAGGCUCUUAACUGCACAAAUCUUUCUAUUGGAAACACAUUAGCACUCUUGAAUGGAAAUUGAAAAGAGAGGUAGCUCCAGUUCCUUCGGAAAUGGUAAGAUCUUUGGCACAAGAAAAAUUGAAUUUGAUCCUUGUCUCUUGAUAUUCUUCUUUUAGCAACUAGUCUAACAUUUGACCAAGGAAAAGAAGAAGAAGAUAAUAUUCAUGUAUAUGGGUCUUUACUUCCCAAUGCAACUUCACAACUGAGAUAACCAUUUUGUGGCAACCAUUGAUUCAUAACAUACAUAUUUUUAAAA